UUCGCAGUUAACUCUGAAGCAAUCCGACGCUUCUGGGUGCUUGAUGUCGAUGGAAGUUAUGAGCGACACACCUGACAUCACGAUGCAUUGCUGGCCACUGGGUGAAAUAGAGGUCCUUGACUAUUGCAUACUGAAGCCGUCAGCAACGAUCGCGAAUUUGCAUGCUCGAGUGAUGUCGUUCCUUGCGUGCUCGAAUCCCCCCCCGAGCACGGCGUGGGUUCCACCUGUCGUUAUCACUGUGGGUGAUACUGUCUACCUGUUUCUUAUCAACCUGGACGUUCGUCGAGUUGACUUGCUUCAGUCAUUAUCGAUCGACCUCACAGAAGUCGAGCAUGGUUCAUGGCGGAAAAGCGAUGGCACUGACCUGCCUACGUCGAUCCGAAAGGUGCUCCUAGCUGCUGUCGAGCAGCAAGUCGGAGAUUGGAUGGUGCAACACUCGUUGAUUUCGUGGGGCAAACGGGCCAAUGGCGACGACGGACUAGUGGUCAACGGCGAGCCGACCUUUGAGUUCCGUACGUUGUCGUCGAACCGCAAAGACAACUGGAACACUCUCCGAGAGACUGCCGGCGAUGCUAGAUGGUGGUUUCGACUCAAAGUGGCGCUGUCCACACCGUCGCAGUUGGUCGUGUCCAUCGUCCCAAGUAGCAGCAACCAAGACUGGACGACCCAGAACGACGCUUUGAUGCGAUUGCAUGGCGUCAGUCAGUUGGCCGACGUGUGGGCGGUUGCCGACACCUUUUCCUGCGACGACGCGCUUCCCCGCCUGGUGGAGAAGGAGAAACCCCGGCUCAAGCGCGUUCGCGACGACACCAGUCCACAAAACCCCGUCGACGUGUCGAAAGAGGUGACCGACGAGUUCGAAACCGACUUUGACAAGGACGACGACGACAACAGCCAGGACAACGUUGUGGACAAGAAGCACACGCCUCUGCUGGGCCAAUUUGACCCCGACGACGAGUUCCUGGUCCCUGUGGCCCCGGAAUUGCCGUCGAAAGGACGCCAAGUAUGCGUCGAGUUUCCCCUUCAAAGCGGGGCACUGCCUGGUCUCAAGCGGGCGCGGAAGGUGCAGCCGUUCGUGCGCAAGCUGAAAAAAGCCAGCAAGAAGGCCGACGACCCCCUCUCCCGCGUCAAGUUUGUCAACCUCGAGCACGCCACCCCGUCGGUGCCCCUGCGGGAGCCAGCCACCGCCCACCCGCUCAACUUGAACAAGCAAGCCCUCGAGUGGCUAGCUCGGGACGUCAAGGCCGAGCUAUCGGCGUCCAAGCGCACCACAUCUCAGUCUCUCGGCGUAGCAACGUUCACGGCGGACGUGUACAAACCCGCGGCGCAUUCAUCACCCCGUCGUUACAUGCACACCAAGGCCAUCGUUCCCCCGAGUCGAAUCCAGCAGCCGACUCCGGACUUCCGGGAGGUUGACAGUAGGGCAUCGCCACAGUCGGCCCUGCCGCCGUGUGUUGUGGAUGUCAAGGUGGGUGGCGGCGCUCGAUGGCUUGCAAAGGCGGCAGUGGUGAGCUGGCAAACCCAUCAAGCCAAUGGCCACGACGACACGACAUCCGAGCACCAACUUGGAGUGCUCACGUCGUUGGUAGAGCCGCACUUGUCGUCCCUGAGCCAUUUGUAUGGAGCUGCGCCUUCGCAUUGGCUCAAUGCGCAAGAAUACUUGUCGCAUGUGACGACACAACCCCCAAACGGCCCCCUCGAAACACAUGUGCUAACACCGCCAUCGUUUGUCGCGUCGAAAGCCGACUCGUCCCACGUCGCCCUCCCGCCGUCGCUGCUCCCAGAAUGGACGCUGCGGUCCUGCGCUCCCAUUGGCGGACCCAAGCCCGUGCGCUUGGCCGUCAUCUGCCCGCACUCGUCCGGCGACUGGAUCGCGACGCUGUCACACAUGUACAUGGCGUCCCUGCGGACUUCGUACAUCAAUGCAUCCUUGGGGACCUUCAACGAUGUCGACCAUGAAACACACAAGAACGCUCUGGUCAUUGUCAACAAGUCGGACGACGCGGCAGAUCCAUUCAAAACGUAUCGCGAGGCAGUUACCGACUUAGGACGCACUGCGUUCGACACGACAGCUUCGAUUUUCGUCGUUGCUCCGUUCGGCAGCAAGUUUUCCCACCGUGUCACAGAUUUCCUUGGUGCGAUUUCUUCCCAACUUGAUGGAUGGCAGCCCUCGUUUCAAGUCGUGUACGUCGAAGAGUUGGUGGAAACGUGUGUGCAUGUCCAGCCGACGUACUUCCGAGAGCAGUCGUUUGCCCUGUACGAUCGUCUGUACGAACCCCUUCCCGCGGGCCUGGCCGCUGACGCUUAUGCGUGCUUGCCGCAUGGCGUGACCAAGAAAAUGUACCAUUUGGCCGACCCGAGCGCCGCCUUUCAUGUGUUUUUGGGCUACGGAUUGGCCAAUGGGUGGCUGCUAUCGGCGCUGGUGACUUCGAACGGGGGCGUUAUGGCCACGGACGCAGUGUUUAUCGACGCGCCCGACCUCCGGGCAGAAGACAUUGCCCUGCUCGUGGACAAAGUACUGCAUUUCGCAGCCCUUGGGCGCGACCAGGAUGCCCCGGCUGCGGUGGUAGCCACCAAUGCAUUGGCUCGAAUCAAUGACCGAGAAAGGGCCAUCUGGCACGACGUAUGGGAGUCCAAGGCCAUUGGGGAUACGCAGCCCGUUGUAGUAAACCAAUGGGUGCUGUCGUCUGCGGCAGUCGACGGCGACCUUGGAUGGACGAACCGCCAGGAUGCAGACAUUUCCCGCGCAGUCGCCGUCCACGACGCCGGCCUCAUCGUUCCGUCCAAACCAGCUAAUGUCCAUGGCUUGGAUCGGUUGUCGGCUGCACCAAACAUCGUGCAGCUUCAUGUCGAGGCGAUAUUAGGCCUGUCAAGUGCCAAAGUGGACGGUAUCCCCGUCGGCGUGACCGUUGAAAUUUUGAAAUGCUUUCAUGACCUGGCGUGGCUAACCGUACACCCCACGACGCUGCGCCAAGCGUCGGCGCUGCCCGUGCAUUUGUUUGCCGUUCAAAACAUGCUGUCGCUGGUAGCUCCCCGCCCCACCGCCGACAAAACGAUAGCCCAUACUAAGUAGUACGGAAUAGCUAGCGGAUUGAUAGUGCGAUAGUUUACAUAGGACGUGCAUGCUCGAACGUAAUGAACUCGUCGAUAUGCUUUGUGUC
Aphanomyces astaci is the source of this 3161-nucleotide messenger RNA. RefSeq lists its product as hypothetical. NCBI's taxonomy places the organism in Eukaryota, Oomycota, Saprolegniomycetes, Saprolegniales, Verrucalvaceae. The record is from RefSeq and is a predicted model, not a curated record. The transcript is spliced from 7 exons. Bases 44 to 3073 code for a protein of 1009 amino acids.